Rubroshorea leprosula is the source of this 2497-nucleotide messenger RNA. Lineage: Eukaryota; Viridiplantae; Streptophyta; Magnoliopsida; Malvales; Dipterocarpaceae. The record is from the annotation of a GenBank genome assembly.
AGUUUGAUUUCAGUUGUAUAGUAAUACCGAAUUAUACCAGCUGUAAUAAUAAAAUUUUAGAGGACGAGGUGAAAAAACAUGAUAAACUGGUAAUUGUACCUUACUUACCUUGUUAAAAGACCAAACUACCAUGCUCAUCAUCAACCCUGUCUUAUCAUCUACCAUCGCCAUGAUCCUCUACUUCUUCUUCCUCCUUCCUCUCCUAACCCACACACAAUCCAAACCCACGCUCACCGUUACCCCCAAGAUCCUCUCCAAAUCCGGCGAUCCUGUUUUGAUUCAAUGGUCUGGUAUUGACACGCCCUCAAAGCUUGACUGGCUCGGUCUGUACGCGCCUCCGGACUCGCCCCAUGACCACUUCAUCGGCUACAUGUUCCUCAAUUCCUCCCCUACGUGGGAAUCUGGCUCCGGCAGCAUUUCGAUUCCUAUCACCUCUCUCCGCUCCAACUACUCCUUCCGGAUUUUUCACUGGUCCGAGUCAGAGAUCGACCCAAGAAAACAGGAUCAGGAUCACAAUCCACUUCCCGGGACAGCUCAUUUCCUGACAGAAUCAGAGUGGGUCGCCUUCGACCCCAACAGAGGACCUGAGCAGAUUCACCUGGCUUGGACCGGAGUAGAGGGGGAGAUGCGGGUAAUGUUUGUAGUUGGGGAUUUGGAGCGGAGGUAUGUGAGGUAUUCGGAGCAGGAUGGGGAUUGGGUGGGAAAUUUGGCGGUGGCAAGUGCGGUGAGGUAUGAGAGGGAGGACAUGUGUGAUGCUCCGGCCAACGACAGCAUGGGGUGGAGGGAUCCUGGAUGGAUAUUUGAUGCUGUCAUGAAGGAUCUGAAGGGUGGGGUUAGGUAUUAUUAUCAGGUUGGAAGUGAGAGUAAAGGUUGGAGCAGGACACACAGCUUUAUGUCUUGGGACACAAAGUCAGAUGAAACUACAGCAUUCCUUUUUGGAGACAUGGGAACUGCUACACCCUACAAAACCUUUCUUCGCACACAAGAUGAAAGCAUCUCAACAAUUAAAUGGAUCCUCCGUGACAUAGAAGCCCUUGGUCAAAAACCUGCUUUUGUUUCACAUAUUGGGGACAUCAGCUAUGCAAGAGGCUACUCAUGGUUGUGGGAUGAAUUUUUCACCCAGAUUGAGCCUGUUGCAUCCAAGGUUCCUUACCAUGUCUGUAUUGGUAAUCAUGAAUAUAACUGGCUUUCACAGCCUUGGAGACCUGAGUGGUCAUAUUCAAGUUACGGAAUGGAUGGUGGUGGUGAAUGUGGAGUGCCUUACAGCCUUAGAUUUAAUAUGCCUGGCAAAUCUUCUGAACCAACUGGAACCCAUGCACCAGCCACUCAAAAUCUUUACUACUCAUUUGAUAUGGGUUCUGUACAUUUUGUGUACAUGUCAACUGAGACCAAUUUCCUACCUGGAAGUAGACAAUAUAACUUUCUAAAGCAUGAUCUAGAGUCUGUUGAUCGGGAGAAGAUCCCUUUUGUUGUAGUCCAAGGGCACCGACCAAUGUACACCACAAGCUAUGAAUAUAGAGAUGCCUCAUUGAGAAAGAGAAUGCUAGAGUCCUUGGAACCUUUAUUUGUGAAAAACAAUAUCACACUUGCCUUGUGGGGUCAUGUCCACAGGUAUGAAAGGUUUUGUCCACUGAAAAACUACACUUGUGGAAGCAUCGGUCUUGGUGGGGAGGAUUGGGAAGCAUUACCUGUGCAUAUUGUGAUUGGGAUGGGAGGACAAGACUGGCAACCCAUUUGGGAACCUAGACCAGACCACCCAUCCGAUCCAAUCUUCCCACAACCGAAGCAAUCUUUGUAUCGUGGUGGUGAGUUUGGCUACACUAGGUUGGUUGCUACGAAGAAGAAGCUAACACUUUCUUAUGUAGGGAACCAUGAUGGGAAGGUUCAUGAUGUGGUUGAGAUUUUAGCAUCUGGCCAGGUUAUCAGUGGUGGUGAUACAGAUGUUGAUGGUAUUAGUAAAAUUGGAAGUGGUAUUGCUGCUGGAACCAAGGAUGUGGUGAUCAAAUCUAAGUUUACACAGUAUGUCACUGGAGCUAGUGUACUGGUGCUUGGUGCUUUAGCAGGCUAUGCUCUUGGUUUCAUCACACACGCUAGGAAACGAAAAGGUGCUUCAAAUGAGGGCUGGGCAGCUGUGAAGGGUGAAGAGAUAUGAGUAGAGAUAGUGUUGAUAGUGCUAAUGGCUAGAGAAUAUAUUGUGGGCUCUUUCAAAAAUUCUCUUUUGAAAGAAAUGCAUAGUGCAUCAAGGUCUGGUGGUCUGAAUUGGCGUUCUCAUGUUAAAUACACAGGAAUAUGAAACUGAAGAAAGUGGUAUAUAAUCUGGAUGAACGAACUUUCAUGAGUUAAAGUUUUUGUAUAUAUAAAUUUUUCUCUUGCAUAUUUAUUAUGAGUUAAGCAAUAAAUAUAUGUUUCACAGUAUUGGAAUGCUUGUAACAGUCUUAUUCUCCCCGUUUGUCACGGUGUUGUAUACUUGCUUUAUUAAUCAAUUUCAAUGCCAGGU